AAUAAACAGCAUGUCAAUGACUUUACUCACGGGGAAUGAAUUUACAUUAAACUUAUUGGCUCCUUAUCUGUUUAUCUCAUUGAAUUUGCAGCAAAUUGUUCUGGACUCAGAAAGUUAUCACAGUUGACCUGGUGCUAGACAAUGACAUUGUAACGGGUGUAUGACUGAAAAUAACAUCUGAAGUUUUUGCAGUUUUAAGGCAAUGGAAUGGAACACUCAUUAAAGCACCGAUCUAAGUGUCUGCAGUAUUUACAUUUCGAGCUCAAAUCCAGCCAAGACUAACAUUCCCUUUCGUUUUUCUGAGGUCUGUAAGAUAAAGUACCAGUCAUUUCCCGUAAUGUAUUCUAGAUGUACCUGACUACUAUUUGGAACGUAAUAGUGAUAUUGUAAAGUCAAACUACUAUAUAAUAAGACACUGAAUUGCAAGAAAAACACACCAGACGAUGGGAGCUUGGGCCAGUUUUCUCAGAAGUAAAGGAUUUUAAAUGAAUUGACAAAAAUAAGGUGUCAUCUAUUCUUCAUAUAACAAUGAUUAUAUGAUGAAGUAUAAAUAUAUCACAUUGAGCAAGUCCAUUGUUUGGAAUGGAUAAUCUGUUUCCGAAGGGUCUUGUUCCAUCUCAAAUAUGUUCCACUUCCUUCUAUCAGCAAUUCAGGAGUUCAUUUUGGUUCCCUCGGAUAUAUGCUAGUGAGGUUGAAACUCCUCUUGCAGACACAUCUCCUCCAAUUGAAACGCAGACCCAGCCUACUGAUGCUUUAAUAAAAGCCACUGAAAAUCUGAGAAAACAAGCACUAGAAAACAAAUUAAUUAUUUCAGAAUUAGAUAUACAGAAGUUUUUGUCAUCAGAGACCGGAUGGUAUCGUUUGCAGAAAAUGUACAGUAAAGACAUCCAGGGGAAUUACAGUCCCGAGCUGAAUUUUAUUGGUAGUUCCCUAUUCAAGAUUGGUCUCUUGACAUUCUGUGUAUGUUCAUUUGUGGGUGGCAGAGAAGCUAGUGACAAGUUCAUUAAAGAUAAUAAUGCAUCUGUUUUCCGAACCAAAUUUCAGGCAAAUAGGAUGUUGACUGACCGUGUUGUGUUAGCAGGAAUGAAGUCAGGCGUCUUUUGGAGUUAUCGCACGUGUUUCUUCUCCUCAGUAUUCCUUUUAUUAUCACAAUCUAUAGCUGUCUACAGAAACAAAAGCAGUGUUUGGGAAUAUUUAAUAGCUUCAGGGAUAACAGGAAUGUUACUGAAGGUGAACUUGGGACUGAGAGGAAUGGUUAGUGGUGGUAUAUUUGGUUCACUCAUGGGUUUAUGUGGUGGUUCUAUUAUCUAUGGUUUUAUGGUAUUAACCAAUGAAACUCAAGAUCAACGACAUUACUGGGAAAUACAAAAGUAUUUGGAAGAGAAAAAACAGCAACAAGCAAUGAAUGCCUGAAUUCAUUUGAAAUUAGUAAUAAAUAUGUUGUAAUAUUUUUUUAAAA
This is a messenger RNA of Octopus sinensis (East Asian common octopus), 1459 nucleotides long. Its product is annotated as RPII140-upstream gene protein. Gene Ontology annotation, cellular component: mitochondrion. Bases 583 to 1413 code for a protein of 276 amino acids. NCBI's taxonomy places the organism in Eukaryota, Metazoa, Mollusca, Cephalopoda, Octopoda, Octopodidae. The record is from RefSeq and is a predicted model, not a curated record. The transcript is spliced from 8 exons.